GAGUAAUUCGAAUUUUACCAUCCACCUCCAAGUCCAAGUCCAAGUCCUGUUUUCCAAUAUUCACGUUUAUUGUAAAUAAAGAUAAAAAUAAAAAAUAGAGUUGGUAAGAGAAGAUGGAGGCUAUAAAUAACCCCGCCCACACCCAACUAUGGAAAGAGGAAACUCUUCUCGACUCGAGCAAAAUGUUUCGAGUGAAUAUUCCGAAAUCAGCGAUGCUAAAUCACACGAUUAUGAUCAUGACGCAGCUCAAGUGGGCGUGGGAUUUGAUUCUCUAUCAAUCCUUCUUCCAACCUCGUGUGAGUGUGAUUUCCGACAGCCUCUGCGUCAGACACUACAGCAUGGGCAUGGAGUCCGAGGAAUGCGCCGUCUGUCUCUGCGGCAUCGACGAUGGCGAUCAGAUCAGAGAGCUCAGCUGCCAUCACGCUUUCCACAAGGUCUGUCUCGAUAGGUGGCUCGGAUACGGCCACGUUACCUGCCCCUUGUGCCGGAACAAUGUCAAGCCGCACCACUUCACGGCCGACCUCCGCCGGGAGCUCCUCACCUUCAACUUCGCCGCCGUCGAGUCCACCGACGAUCAUGCCACGUGGUGGCUCCGCUGAUCACGCACUAUUCAUUCAUCAUGGAAAUCUAAUUAUAACUAACCCUCGAUUUAUCUCUUAAUUGGAAUUGGAUUGUCCACAUGAUUUUCAUUUUUUACUUUUUUGAGUUCCAAAUGUCAUUGUAUAGAAACAAAAAGUUCAUAUAAUUAAGGCAACAUGAUUGUUUCUUA
Salvia miltiorrhiza (redroot sage) is the source of this 769-nucleotide messenger RNA. Its product is annotated as RING-H2 finger protein ATL40-like. Bases 114 to 599 code for a protein of 161 amino acids. The record is from RefSeq and is a predicted model, not a curated record. Lineage: Eukaryota; Viridiplantae; Streptophyta; Magnoliopsida; Lamiales; Lamiaceae. The transcript has a single exon.